UUUCUUACCCUUUAUGUGACAGUUCUGAGCAAAAUAUUACACACGACUUUUGUUUAUUCGUUUUUUUCUUCAUAAUUUGUUAACUUAGACAUUUCAAAAAUGGAUUUAAGUCAAUUGGAAACAGAAGCUAAGCUGGCUGCUAUCAAAGAUGUUAAAAAUAUGCUACAACGUCCGGGUCAACUCGAAAAAGUCGAUCAAUAUAAGCACCGAGUGGGGCGUAAAAAGGCAUCGUUGGAAGCAAUGUUAAAAACUCAAUUCCAAAGUCAAUUGGACGGUGUUCGAGAAGGUUUGAAACAGCUUGAAGGAUCCGUGAGUGAAAUUAAAGAAGUGGACGAAAAAUUGAAAUCCGUGAACUUUCUAUUAACUGACGUGCCCAAGAUAUACGAGUCGUUAGAACGAGUUCGAGAUGAAAAUGGAAAGCAUUCACAAUACGCAACUGCGAUCGAAAACUUGAAGCACAUUUUCACCGUUCAAGCAAGUGUUACGAAGACACAACAGUGGAUCGAAGAAGACAAACUCUUGCAUGCUCAUCAGUGCCUUUCGGAUUUGGAAAAUUCACGAGAUGACUUGCUAUUCGAAUUGCACAAACUGCCGAAACAGUACGCUCACGACAAGAUCACAUUGAAGCGUUACUUCGAAAAAGUUGAAAUCGUUUCACAGCAAAUGGAACGCAAAAUUCGAUUGAUUCUCAAUCGUACAUUGGCUACCGUACGAAAGGAGCCAACCGUUAUUGUCACAGCUCUUCGAAUUAUCGAACGCGAAGAGAAAGCCGAUCAGUUCGCGUUGCAACAGCAAAAGAACACUGGAUUCUUACCACCUGGCCGGCCCAAACAGUGGCGUAAAAUGGCUCUGGAUGUUCUGAAUGAAGCGGUUACCGAACGCAUCGAAGGAUCAAAACUGGAAGAAAGGGCUGACAAUAAAAUGUGGUUGGUUCGAGAUCUGGAGAUUACGAGGCAAUUCAUUUUGGAGGACUUGAGAGUUGUUAAAUCGCUGUGCGUUCCGUGCUUUCCACCGCACUACGAUAUUAUGAAUGAAUAUGUGCGAAUGUAUCACACCAUGCUGUCAAAAUACUUGGAGGAAAUAAUUCAGAGUGGCCUAGAGGGUAAUGAGUAUGUAUCUCUAUUGUCAUGGGUCAUGAACACAUAUCCUGGCGUUGAAUUGAUGUCUCAUCCAGACUUGAAAGUCGAUUUAUCGAUAAUCAGUCCAUUGAUUCGGCCCGAAUUGUUAGCGGAAUUGGAACAGCAAUAUCUUAAGAACAUGGAAAGGAACUACGAGGAAUGGAUGAACAAAACUGUCGCAACUGAAAAACAAGAUUGGCUCAACGAUUCCCUGCCUGAGCACGACGAUACUGAAAAGUAUUAUCACACAUCAGCGCCUGUGAUCAUAUUCCAGAUGAUCAAUCAACAUUUACAAGUCACAAACACCAUACAUUCCGAGCUAACGUUUCACACUUUGGUGAUGAGUAUUCAGCAGGUGACAAAAUAUGGUGGAAAGUAUCAACAAGCCAUCCUCGAACUGAAAGAGAAACACUUCAAAGAUCGCAGUCAAAUGCCCUUUUUCACCCAGCAUAUUAUAACGAUCGUCAAUAAUUGCCAGCAAAUUAUUGAAUUGGCACAACAGAUGAAGCAAUUGUACUGGCCGAAGUCGCGCACUGAACGUUAUGAAGAGUUUGAAAAAUUGCUGCGAACCUAUCAGUUACUUCGAGACGAGGUGGCGUUCAUAUUGCUGGAAGAAGCCUUCCUCGAUUUGGAAGUUCAUUUCAACGAACUAUUCACUGUCAAAUGGUUAACUACGGCUAUUUCGGUUGAUACAAUUUGUGUUACCUUAGCCGACUACUUCCAUGACUACAAUCAUUUGCGCGACAUGAAUUUCGAGUAUGUGAUAAACAAGGCACAACAGUUGGUUACAAAACGCUACAUCCGAGCCAUGCUAUCGAAACGGAUCAGUAAACCGCGAUCGGAAUGCGAAAUCAUAUCGAAGAAGGUCAUCAAAGAAGCGCGACAGAUUAAAACUUUCUUCAGCAAAAUCGCUCCGAAUAUUUCCGAUACCGACACGCCGAUCGAUCUCAUACCAAUGCUAGCGAAUCUGUUGAUUUCGGACAUUGAAAUGCUUGUGUUGGACCUGCACACAUUGCUGGGAAAUUAUCCGUCGCUAACGGAGGAUCAUUUGGUGCGAUUAUUUUAUAUUCGUCAUGAUAUCAAGGGCAAUGAUGUGAAAGAAAAGGUUCAAGAUGCAAUGAAAUCGAAAAAGUCUAAGGUGAGUACGGACAAACAAGAUAUGAUCUUCAAGGAAAUUGUAUUCGCAAACGAUAGAUUGUGGUAGAUUACAACAAUAUUAUAACUGUUACAUUAAAGACCCAAUUAAUAUAUGAA
Bradysia coprophila is the source of this 2372-nucleotide messenger RNA. RefSeq names its product Exocyst complex component Sec6 (gene Sec6). The record is from RefSeq and is a predicted model, not a curated record. Lineage: Eukaryota; Metazoa; Arthropoda; Insecta; Diptera; Sciaridae. Gene Ontology annotation, cellular component: exocyst. Gene Ontology annotation, biological process: exocyst localization; exocytosis. Gene Ontology annotation, molecular function: SNARE binding.